AUAAUGAGCUAAAAGUUUCAUUGCAUUUGGAACUGUGAUGGCUCCUCCGAUAGAAUCAAACACAAAACAUGCCAAUGGGAGACGCGAGUAUGAAGAAGAAGAUGAUGAGCUUGCGUUUUGCAUGGAAAAGAUGGUUGCGUUUGUGGUUCCAAUGGCUUUGAGGACUUCGUUCGAGCUUGGCAUAUUUGACAUCCUGGGCAAAGCCGGUGAAGGUGCCAAACUCUCUGCAAAAGAGAUUGCACUUGAGAUUGGGAGCAACAACCCCCAAGCUCCUGCAAUGCUCGAUCGUCUUCUUUGCCUUUUGGUUAGUCACUCUUUGUUAUCUUGCUCUGUUUCUCAACAACCACCACAUCAGAGGCUCUUCUCCCUCGCCCGUGGCUCCAAAUAUCUUGUUACUGAUCCUCACGGUGUAUCAUUGGGAUCCUCCCUCACAUUGCUUCUCGAUGAGGUCUUCUACAAAAGUUGGAGCGAAUUAAAAGGAUCAAUACUAGAAGGGGGUGUGGCAUUCGAUAGGGCUCAUGGCAUGCAUGCCUUUGAAUAUCCAAGCGUGGACCCCAGGUUUAAUGAUGUUUUCAACAAAGGGAUGACAGGCAUCACCACUCAAAUUAUGAAGAGGAUUCUUGAAUUAUACAAAGGUUUUGAGCAUGUCACGAAGCUGGUGGACGUUGGUGGAGGACUUGGGGUCAAUCUCAAAUUGAUCACAUCCAAAUACCCUCAUAUUCAGGCUAUUAAUUUUGACUUGCCUCAUGUCGUACAACAUGCCCCCGACUAUGCUGGUGUCGAGUUUGUGGGAGGAGAUAUGUUUCUGAGCGUUCCUUCUGGAGAUGCCAUUUUUAUGAAGUGGAUACUUCACGAUUGGAGUGAUGAACAUUGCUUGAAGCUGUUGAAGAAUUGCUACUCGGCUAUUCCAGAAGAUGGAAAGGUUAUAGUGGUGGACUCAAUUGUGUCGAUUGUGCCCGAGACAACAGCUACUGCGAAGGGAGCUUUGGGAUCUGACCUCGUAAUGAUGACCCAAAAUCCAGGAGGAAAAGAGAGGACCCGCCAAGAAUUCAUUGAAUUAGCAGAAGGAUCUGGAUUUAGCGGGGUCACAUUCAUAUGCUGUGUAUGUGGCUACUGGGUUAUGGAGUUCUACAAGUAGCUACUAGCUACCUAGCUAGCUCCCCAAAAUAAAAUUGUUCUUCUUAUAUUAAUGCACAUGUAUGCAGAGUGUUGGGGAUUAGAAAUUUAGAAACUUCGUUUACACGUAAUUUCUUUCCUUUUUUUUUUUUUUUUUUUAAUAAAGGUUACUCGUACACAUAAGCAUUCUAGCUAGCAUCCUAUAGUAUGUUAAUUAAGAGUGUGAAAGUAGAACAAGGAAAACUAGAUAUACUGGAAAAUCUAAGUUAAUCAUGUUAUUAUAGAGAUUGUCCUGAAAUUAUUGAAUAUAUCUUAAGGGCACUAGUCCGUUUGUUGA
Molecule: messenger RNA, 1453 nt
Organism: Cajanus cajan (pigeon pea)
Lineage: Eukaryota; Viridiplantae; Streptophyta; Magnoliopsida; Fabales; Fabaceae
Product: cathecol O-methyltransferase 1
Molecular function (GO): O-methyltransferase activity; protein dimerization activity
Source: RefSeq, a predicted model, not a curated record